Molecule: messenger RNA, 978 nt
Organism: Lasiosphaeria miniovina
Lineage: Eukaryota; Fungi; Ascomycota; Sordariomycetes; Sordariales; Lasiosphaeriaceae
Product: hemolysin-III protein
Exons: 6
Coding region: 1-978 (325 amino acids)
Biological process (GO): intracellular zinc ion homeostasis
Cellular component (GO): membrane
Molecular function (GO): signaling receptor activity
Source: RefSeq, a predicted model, not a curated record
AUGUCUGGAGGAGCAGGACUAAAAAAACGGCAAGUGCCGAAAGUCGCUACGAGCAGCACCACGAACAGCGCCCAACCCCCGUCAACGGCCAGAGCGCGGACGGUAACGCGGCAGGAGGCUUCCGAAUGGCAGCUCGACAGUGAGUACAUCCUCAGCGGCUAUCGGCCCGAGAAGGCAGACUAUCUGGAGCUGUUCGCCAGCCUAACUUUUCUACACAACAAGACGUGCAACGUGUACACGCACCUAGUCGGAGCUAUCCUCCUACCGCUCGUCGCGACUGUCUUCCUGCGGUACCUAGGCGAGCCGCAAUUUCUCAAUGUCUCGUCCGCGGACUAUGCCAUGUUUGGAAUCUACUUCUGGUGUGCCGAGAUCUGUCUGCUCUUCAGCGCGCUCUACCACCUGCUGCAGCCCCACUCGUACCGCGCAGAGCAGGUCUGGCACGCAAUGGAUCUGCUGGGCAUUGUCGUUGUGACGGUGGGCACAUUUGCUUCCGGGAUAUAUUACGUCUUCUUCUGCGAGGCGAGCUUGCAAAAGUUGCACUGGGCUAUUGUCUUAACUACGGGCACGGCCACCGGUGUUCUAAUCUCGAAUCCCUCGCUCAGAACGCUGCGGUGGCGGAGACGUUACAGGCUCGAAUACAUGCUCCAGUACUCGGGCAUGAAGUGGUAUCUGCUCGAGCUUGUGUUCUAUGGCGCCGGUGUCAGCCUAUACGCGUUCCGAAUCCCGGAGCGCUUGCCUCCUGGUAGAUUUGAUAUCUGGGGAAGCUCGCACCAGAUCUUCCACGUCGCCAUCUUGUUCGCGAUGUACACGCACGUCACGGCUCUGCUGCAAGGUUUUACAAGCUGCCAUACGCUGGAUCCAUUGGUUCUGUACUGCACCUGGAGGGCUCUGGAACUACGCUACGGACAUGCUGCAACAUACUCGGGGUGGGAUUCCUUCCUCGAUGGCACUACGUGCCUCAAGCCCAAAAUCCCCUGA